AUGGGAGACGAAGGAGUAAAAUGGCUUACAACAACGAGUACGACAGGGCUGCUUGCUCUCUCCCCUAUUAGUUAACGUCUAUUCGGAACACGUUAUGAGUCAGCCCUUAAAGCAUAUCGAAGAGUGUAUUCUCAUAAAUGGUAAACGCCUGAAUAACAUCAGAUAUUCAGACGACACCAUCCUCUUUGCAGACAUUCUAGAAGGUUUACAGACACUAGUAACGCAGUUGUGGAGAAUCAGUCAGGAGUACGGGCUUGAUUUUAACAUCAAGAAAACAAAGUACAUGGUCAUCAGUAAGAAGUAUAUUACAUCCAGUCAAUUACUGGUAGAUCAGCAACAAAUACUCCAAGUGCCCCAUUACUACUAUUUAGGAACCACCAUAAACGACCAAUGGGACCACUCAGUUGAGAUAAAACAGAGAAUUGAAAAAGCCAGGUCAGCGUUUGUCCGAAUGAGCAAGAUAUUUAAGAGCCACGACCUACCAUUAAAAACAAAAAUCUGUUUAUUGAGAUGCUACGUGUUUACAGUGCUGCUCUAUGGGGUUGAAUCAUGGACACUAACCGAGGCAUCCAUGGGAAAACUCGAGGCAUUUGACAUGUGGUGUUAUAGACGGAUACUGACGAUCUCCUGGGUGAGCCGAGUAACAAACGAGGUUCUACGUCGGAUGGAUAAGACAUGUGAAAUUAUAUCCACAGUGAAACAGCGCAAGCUAGAAUAUCUUGGACAUAUAAUGCGAAACGACCAUAGAUAUAACCUGCUGCAACUUAUAUUACAGGGAAAGGUCUACGGAAAGAGGGGACCAGGAAGAAAAAGAAUAUAAUGGUUCCAGAAUUUACGAAAAUGGUUUUCCUUGAUCACUUCAGGACUAUUUCGAGCUGCGGUCAAUAAAGUUAGAAUGGCCAUGCUAG
Molecule: messenger RNA, 908 nt
Organism: Diabrotica balteata
Lineage: Eukaryota; Metazoa; Arthropoda; Insecta; Coleoptera; Chrysomelidae
Source: the annotation of a GenBank genome assembly